AUGGGCGCUUGUGACGGGCGGGAGAGAGAAUCGCGUUUCCUUUUUCCCCCGGCCUCUCCUCGUUUCCCUCUCUUUCUUUUCCUCGCUCCCGUUUUGCACACACGGUUUCCUAUUACGCUGCGGUACUUCCUAUCUUUACAGGGGUCGAGAGCAGCACGCGCUGUGAUCCGCCAGAAAAUGAGGACUGCCACGGCAGCAACUAUCCUGCUGCUAUCAGCAGCGUCAGGGCUGUUUGUGUCGGCGCAGAGCGAUGGUCCGUCUCAGUUCUCGAGUUUCUUAUACCCAGUGCAGGAUGAUGAUUCGGAAACCUACCACUUUAUGGACACGGUGAAUGUCCAGUACAUUAGUAGCUUCACCAGGGGCACUCUGUGGACGUUCUGCAAGCCCGGUAUAGGAGAGACGCAAUUCAUCCAAGAGGCACCCGGCUUCAACGCUACUGUGCCCGUCCUUCUCAAUCUCACCUCGGCUACGCCGUGCUGGUUCAAUCUUAGAAGCCCAGAUGAGAAGUAUGGUGCCAAUAGCCAAACGUUCAACGUUAUCGGCCAAGAGCGUAAGGGAGGGAGCAAGACGUUUGGGUUGGGAAAUCCGCCGUCGAAAGAGUCCGCGUCGCCAAGUCAAACUCAAACGCAAACACAAACGACAACCUCCACGUCGACUUCCACAAGUGCGAGUUCAACGACCCAGUCAUCGACAACCCAGACUGAUGCUGCCGCCAACCAAACUGGUGACAGUUCACCGACACCGACAAGCGGAAGUGUCCAACCGAGUUCGAAUGAUGCUCCGAGUUCAGGUCUUAGCGCAGGGGCAUCGGCGGGUAUGGCUGUCGGCGUGACGGUGGCAGUUAUUGCCGUGGGAGCUGGCGCGUUCUGGCUCUGGAGGCGCAAAAGGAGAGGCGGGAAACUUCCAGUGGAAGACUACCAACAACCACCAACAGGGCCCUAUGGGAACGGUGAUGUCUAUGCCAAAGUUGGAUCUCCGCCAAAUUAUGCGACAGCUCUAGGUCCUGCGACUCAUCAUUCCUAUCAGCAAUAUCCACAGCAUCAGUUUGGUGGGGAGUUGGGAACAGCAAACUCUCCGAUGGAGAUGGGGGGAACAAAUGUGUGGCCUGCGAAUGGCCUUGGGGGGCGGGCGCAUGAGAUGGCUGGCUGA
Podospora pseudopauciseta is the source of this 1149-nucleotide messenger RNA. RefSeq lists its product as uncharacterized. Lineage: Eukaryota; Fungi; Ascomycota; Sordariomycetes; Sordariales; Podosporaceae. The record is from RefSeq and is a predicted model, not a curated record. The transcript has 2 exons. The coding region runs from base 1 to 1149 and encodes 382 amino acids.